Messenger RNA from Leptopilina boulardi, 1619 nucleotides. RefSeq lists its product as uncharacterized. The record is from RefSeq and is a predicted model, not a curated record. The transcript has 6 exons. Bases 137 to 1363 code for a protein of 408 amino acids. Lineage: Eukaryota; Metazoa; Arthropoda; Insecta; Hymenoptera; Figitidae.
GAGAACAUGAACGGCACAUGUCAGAUCUAAACGCGCUUUCUUCUCGAACGUAUCUCGUGUCGACAGUAUAAUAAUUGUUCAAUCUCAUAAAGUGUUGUAUAUAUAUAUAUAGUUUCAAGAACUCAUUUCUACAGAAAUGGCCCAAGGGACACUGUCAUGGCUGAACCAAGAUUUUGUGGGAAAGGCCCUCAGAAUAGGAGAGAAUGAUGACUCGAUUCAGGUGCACGAUAUAUUCACAAAAGCUGCUACGGAUAAAGGUGAUAACUAUACGAGUCAAAUGAUUCGUGUCACUGUUGAAUUAUCAAGAAAAGUUGGUAGUCGCAAUGUCACUGAGAAAAAGUCUCUUAUCAUUAAAAUUGUACCCGCUGAAGAAAAAACACGCGAAAUGGUCGAAAAAGCAGGUCUUUUUAGCACGGAAAUGAUAAUGAUGACAGAGACAUUGCCAAAGAUGAAUGAAAUUCUAGGGAACAUUAAACCAUUUAAUGCCAAAGGAUAUUACAUUCAAAAAACGAAUCCUACACUUCUUAUAUUUGACGAUUUAGCACCAAUGGGAUUUCGUAUGGCUAAUCGACAAGCUGGACUUGACAUAGAUCACAGUUUAAUGGCUCUCAGAGAACUAGCAAGGUUUCACGCAUGUUCUAUUGCAAUUUGUGAAAAGGAGCCAAAAACAAAGGAAAUUUUUAAUAAGGGAAUGUUUAAUAAUUCUCAUGGUCCAGAAAUGGGUCAAUUUUUUAAUUCAAGCGUAAAAUCAUUGGCUAAAGAAGUUGCAAAUUGGUCUGAAUUUGAUCCUGAAAUUUCAGGAAAAUUAUUAAAAUUAGGUGAAGUAGCUUACAAAAAAGGAAUUGAAGCAAGUCAAUUGAAAAAAGACGAGUUUCAUGUGAUAAAUCAUGGUGACUUUUGGGUAAAUAACAUGCUUUUCCGGUACGACAAUCAUGGGAAAGUGAUUGAUCACAUUUUCGUGGAUUUUCAAUUGUGCGUUUACGGUUCUCCGGCCAUUGAUCUUCACUAUUUCCUCAAUACAAGUGUAUCAUAUGAGGUCUAUGAGGACAGUAUGGAAUUACUUCUUAAGGAAUAUAUAAAUUCACUUUCAAAUUGGAUGCAUCUCAGUGGAUGUAAAAAAGAACCACUUUCACUUGAUGCAUUAAAAAAAAUGUUAAAAGAACGUGAAAUGUUUGGUUUAAUUGCAUCGCUUACUGUAUUGCCAAUUGUUUUAGUUAAUAAAGACGAUGCAAAGAGUUUCGAUGAAAUGUUAGAUGCCAAUGGAGAAUUUCAAGAUAGUGGCUAUUACAGUGGUAAAAUGUUUCGACAUGUUAUUGGCAAACGAUUACCAAAUUGGAAUAAAAGGGGUCUACUUGAUGUUUAAUAACAAAAAUUUUAAUAUGUCAAUUUAGGUCAAUUUUGUUAAAAGUUUUAUUUAAAUAGAAACUAAAUGUAUAAUGUAAUUAAAAAAGUUACCAAAGAUUGUUAAAUUAUUUAUAUAUCUAUAACAACAUAUGAGUAAUGAAAUUUAAAAUUGAAUUCGCGCUUAACUAAAAUAUUCUGUCUAUUUCUAGAACAAAAAUUAUAUUUGUGAUGACAAGUAAAUUUAGAGCUGUGAAUAAAAUAAAUUUCAAAAAGAC